AUGGCACGCUGCACUAGCGACGCGCCGCACAGGGGCGGUACGGGAACCAAAGCCAGGUUCAGCCCAGGUUUACAUGUCACCUCACCUUCACAAGCUUUCUUUGUUCCUCUUGACUUGACUUGCACAUCACCCACGGUCCUUACUCGUCUUCCCAUUCAGCUUUCCGACUCGCCCCAAAUGGAGUCCGUCGGCGAGAAGCAGAACCUGAGGGUCGACACAGCGCGCAAUGCCGAUCAACCUCACAUGACACCUCCGGUGACACCGACAACAGGACGCGACAAGUCUUCAAAGCGCAACUCUCGAUACCUCAACCUGAAGCGCCUGCCGACUCUCCAGGAGGUACUGGACCGGAGAACACGCACACCGCUCGACCUCUUCUGUUUCUACAUUUUCCUGCAACGCGAGAACUCUGAAGAUGUCCUCGACUUCUGGCUUGAUGUGCAGCAGCACGAGAACUUGUGCAAGGCUUACUUCAAGGACCUCCGUCGAUCCGGCCGCCCUGUUGCCGAGGACUGGCCCGAAUUUGCGCAGUACGCGAGGUCAAACGGAUCAUACAUCAUUCCGUACCUCAACCUGAACGAAACCGCAGGAGACGAGCGAGAAGGAAUCAGCCCAGGAACGGAGGGAUGGGGAGAGGGCCAGCAACAGACGACGGAACGUUCGCAGGACGAGCUUGCGCCUCUGCCGCCGGCGCACACUCGGGGGCACGACGACAGCAGCCCGCUCGCGUCGCCAGUGGCUCAGUCGCCGCUGCUCGAGGAGAGCAUGCACGGCUCGCAUACGAGCUUACCGGGUGUCCGCGGGCGGACGUCGCGUGCAUCUCUUCGGGGCUGGGCGCAGCGCAAGGCGACGAGGGCUCCGACAGUGUUCGCGCGCGAUCGCGCGAUCGAGAAGCAGGCGCUCGUCGACAGCGCCGAGCGCAUCUACCUGCGCUACCUGUUGCCUGGUGCGGAGCGUGAGGUCUACCUCCCGCCAGCUCUGCGCAUGACCAACUUCCCCGUCAGCGAGAACGGGCACGUCUCGCCGCAGAUUCCGGACCUGUUCCACGCGCAGAAGCUCUUCAUCUUCCGCGCACUUGAGCAGGAUGCGUUCCCCCGCUUCCUCCGCGCCAAGGCGUUCGGCAACCUGACCCCCAUGAGCUCGCUGCUGCACUUGAUCCUCGGUCUCGUUGUGCUUUGGGGCGCGUUCGUGCUUGCGUUCACGUUCAUCUUCCUCGACUGGUCGCCCAAGUCGCACAGGCUCUACGUCAUCAUCCCCUUCUUCUUCGCGUUCAACCUACUCCUCGCGGCGUACUACUCCCUCUCACCCAUUCUCGCCUUCCUCUUCCAGUCCGAGACGACGCCGUUCCACCUCAUCACCAUCCGCGAGGCGUACGUCCGCAAGCUCUUAUUCCUCCGCGCGCUCUGGGUCGAGGCUCUCGCCAUCCUCCUCACGGCAAUCUUCACCAUCAUCUUCACCCUCGUACCGGGCAAGCGUCUCUAA
Molecule: messenger RNA, 1482 nt
Organism: Trichosporon asahii var. asahii CBS 2479
Lineage: Eukaryota; Fungi; Basidiomycota; Tremellomycetes; Trichosporonales; Trichosporonaceae
Product: bud site selection-related protein
Exons: 4
Coding region: 1-1482 (493 amino acids)
Biological process (GO): intracellular protein localization
Cellular component (GO): plasma membrane
Source: RefSeq, a predicted model, not a curated record